CACGCGAAGAAGAGAAGCAAAGCCAACAAACAAAGAAAGAAGGAGCAGAAUAAGGUGUCUCUCUCUUGGACUGAUUCCCUUCAAUCGCAUCUAUUUUCUCUCUCUUUCUCUCCUUCCAAACAACCCGUCUAUAUCUAUAUAUCAAAGAAAAGAAACAGGGGAAGGAAGGAAGAAAGAAAGAAAGAAAGAACUGAGCAUACGUAUAUCAAUCCCAAGGAAGAAAAACAAGAUUGAACCCAAGAUGAGAACGAGGUUCUCUUACGGUUAAUGCUGGAAGAGGAGACGGUGGAAGUGGUGAUGGGGCUGUCCUCUCAACGGAGUUGAUUCCAAGGCUUCUCGGCGUUAUUCUUCUUUCUCCAAUUAUUUACGUCUCAUUUAGGCUACUUUCGGGUACGUUAGCCUUAAUUGCUUCCCUUCACAUUGCUUCCAUAAAUUUUACAUUGUCUACAAUGGCGGUUCAAGCUCAAUACCCUUCUAAUGUCCUCCUCUUAAGCAGAAACGGGCAAGACGGACAUGAGUUUUCUUCUUCAUUGCAGCCACAACCUGGUGGGGGGUUUCUUGAUCAAUCCCACAUGUUAUUCAGCAAUGGAGGCAACAAUAAUCCACGCAAAAGAGGAAGAGAAGUGUCGGCGGCUAACACCACCGGAGUCGCUGCUCCGAUCAAUUCCUUCACUAUACAAACGCAACCCACUCAGCUAAUAGACCUUUCUCAGCUCCACAACCAUCAGCAGCACCAACCCCACCAACCCAAUGUCGUCUCCACCGGCCUCCGACUAUCGUUCGGCGGUGACCAACAGCAAUUACAGCAGACCCAAAACCAACAGUUUCAAUAUCAUCGACAAGAACAGCGGCAGCAACAGCAACAGCAACAGAGUCUUGUUCCCCAAUCGUCCGCUUUGCUUUCUCUAUUGUCGGAGGAUUUCGCCACCCAAAUCAAACGGCAGAGAGAAGAAUUGGACCAAUUCCUCCAAGCCCAGGGUGAGCAGCUACGGCGCACGUUAGCAGAAAAGAGGCAGCGGCACUACCGUGCCCUUCUGGGCGCAGCGGAGGAGUCUGUGGUCCGGCGAUUAAGAGAAAAACAGGCUGAAGUCGAAAAGGCAACCCGCCGGAACGCCGAGUUGGAGGCACGCGCGGCACAACUUAGCGUGGAGGCGCGGGUUUGGCAGGCAAAAGCAAGGGCGCAGGAAGCGACGGCCGCCACGCUGCAAGCCCAGCUCCAACAGGCUAUAAUGAGCGGCGGCCCGGCGCAGGAUAGCAGGAGAGCGGAUGAGGGGCUAAAAUGCGCCGGAGGAGGCGUGGAGGCCCAAGCGGAAGACGCCGAGUCUGCGUACGUGGACCCAGAGCGCGCCUCCGUGUCGGGGCCGGCAUGCAAGGGUUGCCGGACACGUGUGGCGUCGGUGGUGCUGCUGCCGUGCCGGCAUCUUUGCUUGUGUACAGAGUGUGAUCGAGUGGCACGAGCCUGCCCACUUUGCCUCACCGUCAGAAAUUCCAGCGUGGAAGUUUUUCUUUCUUAAAUUAAAAGUUAAAAAAUAAAAUAAAAUAAAAUAAUCUUUGUAGUAAAAUAAAAAUUACAUUUUUUCCCUUUUUGCAUUUUGGGGUCUGAUUAUUCUAGCAGUCCAAUCCAAGACCCUUAAUUUUUUUACUUUCCAUUUAGGUCCUCCUCCAUCUUGGAGUGAAAUUACCUAUUUGCCGCGUUGGUAGUGGCACUGUUU
Messenger RNA from Rubroshorea leprosula, 1712 nucleotides. Lineage: Eukaryota; Viridiplantae; Streptophyta; Magnoliopsida; Malvales; Dipterocarpaceae. The record is from the annotation of a GenBank genome assembly.